AUGUUUUUAGUAGGUCUAACGGGCGGCAUCGCCAGUGGCAAAAGUACCGUCACAAAAAUAUUUCAGAACGAAUUGCGCUGCAAAUGCAUUGAUGCAGAUAUAAUUGCUCGACAGGUUGUUGAACCAGGCCAGAAUGCCUAUAGGAAAAUCAGAGAGACAUUUGGUGACAGUGUUUUUCUCCAAGAUGGGCAGCUAAACAGAGAAAUGCUUGGGCAGAUAAUUUUUCAUGAUGAAGGCAAGCGAAAACUGCUCAAUGGGAUUGUUCACCCUGCUGUACAAAAGGAGAUGCUGUGGCAGAUAUUAAUGUGUUUUAUACAAGGUUACCAGUUUGUUAUUUUAGACAUCCCACUGCUGUUUGAAACAAAGAAGCUGCUUCCAUAUGUAUCCUACACAGUUGUUGUGUACUGCCAGGAACACCAACAGUUAAAUCGCCUCAUGGAGAGAAACAGCUUGUCAGCAGACGAUGCCCAAGCCAGAAUAAGAUCCCAACUUCCACUCACUGAGAAGUGCAAACUGGCCACUUAUGUCAUUGACAACUGUGGGAGUAUAGAGGACACAAGAAACCAGGUGAAAGACAUCUGUCUGAAACUGGAGGCUUCUAAGAAGCAUCUCAUUCUUCGGGUUGGUUUACUGACAUUAUUUGCACUAGUUGUUUGUGGAUUCAGUUUCUUACUGUGA
Candidula unifasciata is the source of this 678-nucleotide messenger RNA. Lineage: Eukaryota; Metazoa; Mollusca; Gastropoda; Stylommatophora; Geomitridae. The record is from the annotation of a GenBank genome assembly.